UUGAAAAGAGCGAUCGAUUUGGAUGUUUUGGAUAUGCGGGAGACGCAUUUAUCAUUUAUCAUCCAUUUUUUUUAUCAGCAAUAGUUCUUCACCACAAUAAGCAUUAGGCAGGCAAGAGAACGUACAGUGGCAUCCCAGUAAUUAGAAAUCGGAAAACAGCACAGCGUUCAAGAGCAAGGGAAGCAGAUUAGAUAAGGCGGUCUUUGUCGGAUUGUCGUCAUCGCUUCGUCAAAUCGACCGCAAGCGGCAGGUCAAUCAAAAGAGGUAGUAUCCCAAGAUGGCUCAGAGCAAAAAGUUUGGCGAUUUGGUUGGGUCUAUCGACGAGGGAACCAGUUCGGCACGGUUCAUUCUAUUUCGGGCGGAAACUAGUGACAUUGUGUGCUACCAUCAGAAGGAGUUGCGCCAAAUGUAUCCCCAGGAAGGCUGGGUAGAGCAAGAUCCGAAGGAAAUUCUUUCCGUAGUAGAGGAAUGUAUCGAGAAGACAAUCGAAAAGCUGCAAGAACUCGGUGGCAAUCCACAGGACAUCGUGGCAGUCGGAGUCACCAAUCAACGGGAAACGACAAUCGUAUGGGACAAGACUACGGGAGAGCCGUUGUACAAUGCUAUUGUGUGGUUGGAUAUGCGAACUUCCACCACCGUUGAUCAACUCCUGGAGACCGUUCCCAAUAAGACGAGGAACAAGAAUUAUUUAAAACCGCUGUGUGGAUUGCCGUUGUCGCCAUACUUUUCGGCCGUGAAGCUUCGCUGGUUGAUCGAUAAUGUACCAAAGGUAAAAACGGCCAUCAAAAACGGUAACUGCCUAUUCGGUACGGUAGAUACAUGGCUGAUCUGGAAUCUAACCGGCGGUGUGGACGGAGGCGCUCAUAUCACGGACGUAACGAAUGCUUCCCGUACCAUGCUGAUGAAUAUCGAAACGUUGCGUUACGAUAAAACCUUGGGCAAAUUUUUCGACAUUCCAUUCGAUAUUCUUCCAGAGAUACGCUCCAGCUCAGAAGUAUAUGGUACCAUUUGUCUAAAAGCACUGGAAAACGUUCCGCUAAGCGGCUGUUUAGGAGAUCAACAAGCUGCUCUGGUUGGUCAGCAAUGUCUUACAAGGGGUAAGGCGAAAGCCACGUACGGCACGGGAUGCUUUCUGCUGUAUAACACCGGAAAUGCUCAGAUUGAUUCCAACCACGGUUUGAUCACAACCGUUGCCUAUCAAAUGGGUCCGGAAGCUCAGCCGGUAUAUGCCUUGGAGGGGUCUGUUGCCAUAGCGGGCGCCGCUCUAGGGUGGCUACGGGACAAUAUUAACAUUAUCAAUAGUGCCAAAGAAUCGGAAGAGGUGGCAAAGUCGGUUGAGAACAAUGGUGAUGUGUACUUUGUACCGGCCUUCAGCGGUCUGUAUGCCCCUUAUUGGAACCAAGAAGCACGAGGCGUGAUCUGCGGUAUUACAGAGGAUACCCAACGUGGGCAUAUUGUACGAGCAAGCUUAGAGGCUGUCUGCUUCCAGGUGCGAGACAUUCUGGAUGCAAUGAACAAAGAUUGCGGAUUUCCGUUAAUCAAGUUGAAAGUUGAUGGUGGAAUGACGGCAAACUCGUUGCUUACCCAAUGGCAGGCGGAUUUGAUUGGACUGGAAGUGCAACGCCCGGCGGUGGUUGAAACGACAGCUUUGGGUGCUGCAAUGGCUGCGGGACGAGCUGUCGGAUGCUGGGACAUCGAGAACGUCAGCGUUGAAAGCAAUUGUAUCUCAUUCAAGCCGAUGAUCUCCGACGAUGAAAGGGACAUGAGAUACAGCAAAUGGAAGAUGGCUGUUGAACGCUCGUUCGGUUGGGAUGGAAACUCCAUGAUGUGAAAUGUGUACUUACCUAAACAGGAGGUUUUCGAUUAGAUAUUUUAAGUGAAAAUGCAUGUUUAUCCUAUUAACACAAAUAUUAUUUUAUUUUAUUUUGACUUUUACAUUUUGCCAUAUACUUAAGAGAAUUAAUUCAAAGAUGGAGGACAAUCAAGGAGGAAUUUUAUUGUUGCCGCAGUUCUCUAUCCGGUUGUUCAGUUGAUGUUUAUUAAUAAAAUUGAAUAAAGUUAGAUGGUGCUACACCAAA
This is a messenger RNA of Ochlerotatus camptorhynchus, 2078 nucleotides long. It is a transcript of the gene Gk1, whose product is annotated as Glycerol kinase 1. The record is from RefSeq and is a predicted model, not a curated record. Lineage: Eukaryota; Metazoa; Arthropoda; Insecta; Diptera; Culicidae. Gene Ontology annotation, cellular component: mitochondrion. Bases 278 to 1831 code for a protein of 517 amino acids. The transcript is spliced from 4 exons. Gene Ontology annotation, biological process: glycerol-3-phosphate biosynthetic process; triglyceride metabolic process; glycerol metabolic process. Gene Ontology annotation, molecular function: glycerol kinase activity.